Messenger RNA from Penicillium nucicola, 981 nucleotides. RefSeq lists its product as uncharacterized. Bases 1 to 981 code for a protein of 326 amino acids. The record is from RefSeq and is a predicted model, not a curated record. The transcript has a single exon. Lineage: Eukaryota; Fungi; Ascomycota; Eurotiomycetes; Eurotiales; Aspergillaceae.
AUGCCUAAAGUCAAACACAACCGUUUGUUAUUCGAUGUCAAGCACCUUUUUAUCAAUCCCUUUGCUGAAAUUCACGAAAUAGUCCGAUUGCUGCCAAAAGACUCUACCGAAGCACCCAUUCACGAAUUCGGAUUUUCUGUGGCAGUUCCGAACGAAUGUAGAGCAGAAAGAUGCAAGCACCCCAUGGAUAGCUCCAGUUCCGCGCAACACCUUGUACUACACCGCCAAAUUCUACCAAGUACAGCUAUCAAGAGCGAGACUACAGACAGCGAUGGAGCUUCAGACAAUGAUGGAACUGCAAACAAGGAUGAGGCUGCGGACCUCAUCGGCAUUACCUACAAUGUUCACAUCACACUCUGGGAGAAUGGCACGGUCAAAUGUUACGAGGACCUCCCAGUUCUCAUCAAGCCAAAGAUUCAAGCGAUUUCCGUACCCAUGAGAGACUCUAGUGGCAACCAGAUCUCUGCGGAGAAGACAUGGAGCAUCGGCCGCCUCUGCUUGAAGAUAGCCGGCACUGAGACGACCUACCUGGUAUGGCCUCCCAAAGCCAAAAGCGCACCCAUCGUCCUGAUGACGAAGCUUAGCUUCCUGCCAAUGCACCCGCCAAAGAAGAUGCCUCCAAUGAACUACGUGAGAACAAAGCUCAUUCAAAAGACGACCUUCCAGGAGCUCGAUGCCGCCGAACGCAAGAAGUCGACCAAGACCAAUGUCCUGAAUGAAAAGACCUUCGUGGUCGGCCACGUUAAAUGGAGUGAGUACUCCAUGCUGUCGCUCACAGGGGGCUUUGAGUGGGUCCUAUGGGCCCCUGUGCCUAUUCAAUUCCCCCUUGGGGAGAACAUGAUGACUUCGUUCCAGUCAUGCAUUGCUGGACGUGAAUUUUUCGCUCAUGUCAGCUUCUCUUUUGAGGGCAUUGGGCGAGAAAUUGGGAUUGAGGUUCCCAUCAACUUCGACCCUUGCAUCGAGGUCAGCGUGGCCCUGUGA